This is a messenger RNA of Kogia breviceps (pygmy sperm whale), 2269 nucleotides long. It is a transcript of the gene CABYR, whose product is annotated as calcium binding tyrosine phosphorylation regulated. The record is from RefSeq and is a predicted model, not a curated record. Gene Ontology annotation, biological process: sperm capacitation. Gene Ontology annotation, molecular function: calcium ion binding. NCBI's taxonomy places the organism in Eukaryota, Metazoa, Chordata, Mammalia, Artiodactyla, Physeteridae. Gene Ontology annotation, cellular component: cytoplasm; sperm fibrous sheath.
CCGCCACCGCUGGUCUAGUCGGGGUGGAAUCUGGACGCCCGCUCUCCCAGGUCUUUCUGCCCCCUUCACCAAGCCAGCCAAACGGUAAAACAAGCACAGACCCCAGCGUAGGUGUUUAGGAAGUGAGUGGUGGGCGCCGUUGACGUUUUCUGUGGCCCCGAAGCCCCUAUUCUCGCAUCUUCAGCCAGGGGCACCGUUUUCCUGCUCAGGCGUUACCCCUAGUUGAGAUUACAGACAUCCCGCCAGAAUGAUUUCUGCAAAGCCCAGACUUGUCGUACCUUACGGCCUCAAGACUCUGCUUGAGGGAGUUAGCAGAGCCGUACUCAAAACCAAUCCACCAAACAUCACCCAGUUUGCAGCAGUUUAUUUCAAAGAACUUGCUGUGUUUAGAGAAGGAAAUAAUUCUCUGGAUAUAAAAGAUCUUGUUAAACAAUUUCAUCAGAUUAAAGUGGAGCAAUGGUCAGAGGGAAUGGCACAAGAGAAGAAACCAGAAUGUGUGAAAGAACCAGAAAGAACAUCUACAGUUUCCCAAGAACCUAAACGGGUGGAAAAAUCUACGGACACAGAGGAGGACAACAUAACUGCACUGCAGUUUAGCAACAAAACCACGCAGUUCCCGUCAGUUCACGCUGAGCUGCUCUCAGAGCCUGAAGUAGCUCAGGCUCCUUCGAAACCGACCGCCCCUGAGAAUGCCACCCUGCCCUCAUCGCCAUCGCCAGCAGCUGUCUCACCCAAGCUGGCCUAUGUCCCUGCUGACCCAGCUCAGUUUGCUGCUCAGAUAUUAGGUAAUGUUUCCUCAGUUCAUUCGGAUCACUCUGAAAUUUUAAUGGUGGAUGUGGCAACAAGUACGCCCGUUUUUCCCGAGGAGAUGCUGAGCUCAGAGGCUGCUGAAGAUGAUGUGGUGGUCACUCCUGUGCAUUCUGGAGAGGCGGCAGCAGUGCAGCUUCUGAGUGAGACAUCUGUCCAUGUAGAUUCGGGUUCUAACCCUAAAGACCAUAAGGCUGAACCACCAAUGGCUUCCUCACUCCCCUUGCAGGAUGAACAAGAACCUCCUGCCUAUGAUCAAGCUCCUCAGGUCCCUUUGCAGGCUGCUGCUGAGGUGACAUCCACCACGCACAUAGCAUCUAUCUAUAAAGAUGGGCCUGCGAUCGAAGGAGUUACUAAUGUUGAGCAAAUACUGGAACAAACAGUUAUCCCCUUUUCUGAUCAUGUUGCUUGUCUUAAAGGAAAUGAGCAGUCACCACCUCUUAGUCCCAUACUUGUAGUAGGCAAGAUAGCCUCAGACGUGUCUGAAAAAUCUGUGGGUUCUGCAAACUUUGUGCAGUUGGAGAGUGCAAAAUCUGACUCCUUAGUAUAUGAGGAGGCAGACGCCUCUGCCACAACAGUGAGCUCUGAAAUAUCUGUGCACCUUGAAGUGGACAUCUUUGCGCUGGCCCCUGGCAGUGCUGGGCAGGAGGACUCAUGGGAAAACCGUGCGUCCCAGGGGCCGGAGGUCAAACCCACGCUCUCAGGGGAAGCUGCAAAAGUAGUGCGCUCAGGUGCGUCCGUAAGAUCAUCUAGUGGGCCCCAACCUCCUGUUCCAGAAGGUCUUAAUGAAACAGAAAUCGAACCAGAAUGGGAAGCAGCACCUAAACAAGGUUUGACGGAGCCAGCAAUAGCAGCAAGCGAAGCAGGACAACCACCACCAUAUUCUAACAUGUGGACCCUUUAUUGUCUAACUGAUAUGAGUCAACAAAGUCGCCCACCACCACCACCUGCACCUGGGCCUUUCCCCCAAGCAACCCUCUAUUUACCUAAUUCUAAGGAUCCACAGUUUCUGCAGCAUCCACCAAAAGUUAUUUCUCCAACUUAUGUGAUGAUGGACAACAGCAAGAAGAGCAGUGCCCCGCCUUUUAUUUUAGUGGGCGCAAAUGUUCAGGCAGCACAGCAUUGGAAGCCUGUUCCUGGACAUGCUGUUCCCCAGUCAGAUGCCUUGAAGAGACACACUGCAGUGCAAGUACCCAUUGCUGUUCCUGCAGAUCAGAAAUUCCAGAAACACACCCCCAAUCCCCAGAAUGCUAAUCCUCCUACAAGUGGACAAGAUGUCCCCAGACCACAAAGUCCAGUUUCUGUUGCUUUCCCGGUAGAAGAUGUAGCCAAAAAAGGUUCAGGAUUUGGUGACAAACGUACUCCCUUUGGAAGUUACGGUAUUGCUGGAGAAGUAACUGUGACUAUUGCCAAUGUUCGCACAGCAGAAACUCUGGCAGGUGCCAAAGAUGACACUGUUUGA